This is a messenger RNA of [Torrubiella] hemipterigena, 2577 nucleotides long. The record is from the annotation of a GenBank genome assembly. Lineage: Eukaryota; Fungi; Ascomycota; Sordariomycetes; Hypocreales; Clavicipitaceae.
CAGGGAUUGCUCUUUCAUCUUAACAACAACAACAACAGCGGCCAACUCACUCUGUCUACAGCAGUGUAACAUCUUCCAGUACUACGUCUUCUCCUGGACCAUAGAUCUUUGCCGGCGCAUCAAAAAAGCCACUACUGUUACUCCCAUCACUACCGUGAAGCGCACUAGACUACUCACCAUGGGCCGCCCCGUGCUCCGCAUCCUCUGCUUCGGCGACUCCCUCACAUCAGGAUACUUUCGUUGGGGUUGUGGAUCAAAGCCAUAUUCUGAGGUUUUGAGCAGUCGGUUACAGGCCGAGUUCCCGGAUCUCGAAGUCAAAGUGACCACAGAUGGUGUCCCAGGCGACGUAGCCAGCCAUCCUAGAUUCUACGACAGAUUCCGAAGGCAGUUUUCAUCACAAUUCACAUACGACUGGGUUAUUGUGCUAUGCGGAACAAAUGAUAUUGCGAUACGCGCCUCUGACAAUUCCAUAUAUUCUGGUCUGCGUGCGACCUGGGACUAUGCGCUAUCCAAACGAAGCAAGGUACUAGCUCUCACAAUACCCGAAACCAGCUUCAGCGCCGACUGGGUGACGAUGGCCCGCGACGACGUCAACACCAGAAUACUCGAUCACAAAGCCCCGCAAUACUACGCCUUCGAUCUCAAGUCACACAUCCCGUAUGCAAACCUCACUGAAGAUGAACGCUCUCUGUACUGGGACGACGGCGUACAUCUUACUGAUGAUGGGUACGACUGGAUGGGCGGGCACAUCGCUGACCACUUGAUACCUCUCAUCGCCGCCAACCCGCCAGUCGAGGAAACGCCAGUAAAACCAACAGCCAGACGCCAACGACGAACCCGAUCUAACGACGAGGUCGUGUGGGAAGAGGAAGAAGGCAACCCGAAGCAAAUUAACCAGGGCUAUGUUAUAGUUCGGCGCCGAGACUUGGACUGAUAGACACGGGGCACUUGAUAAGGUUUUAACGACAACUUGGUUUCAUUUAUUUCGUAUAGAGCAUGUAUCAGCGACAGCAUAAUGGUCUAGAAAAGGCUUUUCUAUAAAUCUGCGCCAUGUAAACGUAAAGUGUAGUGUCUUCUUUACCAAUUCGCAUUUCUCGCCCAUCCAACGCCGAUGCAGUGCAAACGCCAAAAAAGAGAAAGAUAUCAAAACUGAGAGGUUCAUAAGAACCGCUAUGCAAGAUUGGCAGCUACAAAUUCCUAUAACAAAGAUUAGCAGGUAACGCUAGUAGGGCUUGCAGUUCUGAAAAAACGUACAGGGAACUCCUUUUGCAGUGCGUUUGUCGUGGUUUCCACGUCUUCCGCCAGGCUCUCAACGUUUGCAUCCCAUUUGCGCAUUUCUUUGCCAACCAUGGCUUCUGCGCGACUGCUGCCCUUUUCGCCCGAAGCCUCUUGGCGCUCAAACCAUACUAUGCCGUCGAGCUGGUCCAUGCGGCCGACAAGACGACCUUGCUCAAUCAUCUUGGCAGUAGUCUCUUCAGCCUUGUCGGCAUCCAAGCCUAACAGCGAACCAAGAGCUUCAAAACGGAUGUUGCUGUAGAGUCGGGAAGCGCCCAACAGGUUGUGCUCUACGACGGCCCUGGCCAAGACAGUAGAUCCGUCAGCGGUGGUAGCCAGCUGGUGCGGCUGGAGACCUUCGGCAAAUGCCUUGACUUCUUCGGGUGACAGCAAGCGGUCAAGGAACAUCUUUUCGAGCAUGCUGAACUCGUCCAGUUGCGGUGCUCUCUCGUCCUUGUACAGUCGGCCCAGGGAGCGGCUUCGAUUCGGGCCAGCAGGUGCAAGAAUGGCACACUUGAUAGCCAUACUAAGGGUAUGUAACCGCUCCUCCUCGGCAAUGGAAUGGGAGAAGCUGAUUUCGUGGUACCGUUGUGCUGCGGAGAGAAAGUCGCGCUGGGCAUCUUGGAUACGAGCCUGGGAGAGUUUGAAGUGAAGGUUGAGGUCGGGGUCAGAGACAGUGUGCAUGAUAUUCUUGAGCUUGUUGAUGUACAUUUCGGCGGCGGUCGAGUCGCCCACCUCGAGAUAGUUGCGGACGAUGCGGAUCCAGAUCUGUGCCUUGUCGGCGUCGGACACCUUGCGCUGGGAGCUGUCGAGAGAGAUUUCGGCGAGCGACUUGGCAGCAUCUAGAAAGUCUUCGUUGUUCUCGUGAGCCGUGGCAACCAGCUCAUGCAGCGUGGCGGCAGCAUCGAGAAAGGAUGCCGGCUGGCUCGACAAGAGUGCGGCGGUGCGGUUGCCUACCUCGAUCCACAUGUCCUCAUUCUUGAGCUCGCGCAGCGUCGAUAUGAAGGCGUUGAGAACGGAUCGUGUAGAUACGACACCGAGGGACUGGGCAAAGAAGGCGUCGGCAAUGGCAUUGAGAUCGUCGAUGGCGGUGGGAGGCGAAGAGAGGUUCUUGAUGUCAGCGAGGACGGCUUCGUACGCGGGGCCUUUUUCGCCAGCAACAGACUGGACACGAGCCAGGGCCUCACCGACCUUAGGGUUGGGGGCCAUGAUUAGACUAAAAGAAAAAUAGAUGUAGAAAUAAUAGAACUAGAAAAGACGCUAUGUGCGGAUACAAGCCGGACGUGGCGGUGGAUGGGCGGA